UGCCCCCAGAAGCAGAGGCUCGGUUUCGUCCUCCGUUACGAGCAUUUAGAGACUCCCUCCUCUCCGCCCACCGCGCGUUCAGAUCCGGCAGCGGCGAUGCUUUCCGGCGCUCGAUCUCUCUCUUCCCUCCCCGCCGCUUUCCACCUCUUCCUCCUCCUCUUCCUCGCCGCCUCAGCUUCCGCCUCCGAGUCCGACCACAAGUACCAAGCUGAAGACCCGGUUACUCUCUGGGUAAACAAGGUUGGCCCUUACAAUAACCCUCAAGAGACAUAUAAUUAUUACAGCCUUCCAUUUUGUCAUCCAUCUAAGAACCUUGCACACAAGUGGGGUGGGCUAGGGGAGGUCCUCGGUGGAAAUGAACUGAUUGACAGCCAGAUCCAGAUAAAGUUUCAACGCAAUGUUGAAAAAGGCUCCAUUUGUGCUCUUGAGCUUGAUGAUGCAAAAGUUGCGCAAUUCACAAGUGCUAUAGAGAACUCAUAUUGGUUUGAAUUUUUCAUUGAUGACUUGCCGUUGUGGGGUUUUGUUGGAGAGAGUGAUAAAAACAACAAAGAUAAGCAUUAUCUUUACACACACAAAAACAUUGUCAUCCAACACAAUGGAAAUCAGAUUAUUCAUGUCAAUCUCACUCAAGAAAGUCCUAAACUUCUGGAAGUUGGGAUGAAAUUGGAUAUGACAUAUUCAGUCAAAUGGUUGCCAACUGAUGUGGCAUUUUCUCGCCGUUUUGAAGUUUAUUUGGAUUACCCUUUCUUUGAACACCAGAUUCACUGGUUCUCUAUCUUCAAUUCUUUCAUGAUGGUUAUUUUCCUCACUGGCCUGGUAUCAAUGAUAUUGAUGAGGACUCUCAGAAAUGACUAUGCAAAAUAUGCGCGUGAAGAUGAUGAUCUUGAGACUCUGGAAAGAGAUGUUAGUGAAGAAUCUGGAUGGAAACUUGUUCAUGGUGAUGUCUUUCGACCUCCACGCAGGCUGGUUCUUAUUUCAGCUCUUGUUGGUACCGGUGCUCAGCUGGCAAUGCUUGUUCUUCUAGUAAUUUUGUUGGCAAUUAUUGGAACAUUAUACAUUGGGCGAGGAGCUAUUGUUACCACUUUUAUAGUGUGCUAUGCUCUUACCUCAUUUAUUUCGGGCUAUGUCAGUGGUGGACUUUACUCACGUAAUGGUGGUAAAAGUUGGAUAAAGGCAAUGAUCCUCGCAGCAUCAUUGUUUCCAUUUUUGUGCUUUGGGAUUGGCUUCAUGCUUAACACAAUCGCUAUAUUUUAUGGAUCACUAGCAGCUAUUCCAUUUGGGACAAUGGUGGUUGUGUUCAUAUUAUGGGCUUUCAUCUCCUUUCCAUUGACACUUCUAGGCACUGUUGUUGGUAGGAACUGGAGUGGUGCACCAAACAACCCAUGCCGUGUGAAGACCAUUCCUCGUCCUAUCCCUGAGAAGAAAUGGUAUCUUACACCUUCUGUUGUGUCACUUAUGGGAGGAUUGCUUCCAUUUGGUAGUAUCUUCAUUGAGAUGUACUUUGUCUUCACAUCAUUCUGGAAUUACAAGGUAUAUUAUGUGUAUGGGUUUAUGCUACUUGUUUUUCUGAUCCUCAUAAUUGUGACCAUUUGUGUGACCAUAGUUGGCACAUACUUUUUGUUGAAUGCUGAGAACUAUCACUGGCAGUGGACUUCAUUCCUUUCUGCUGCCUCAACAGCUGUCUAUGUAUACCUUUACUCUGUAUAUUACUACUAUGUGAAGACCAAGAUGUCAGGGUUUUUCCAGACUAGCUUCUACUUUGGCUACACCUUAAUGUUUUGUUUGGGAUUAGGAAUACUGUGUGGUGCUGUGGGUUAUCUUGGCUCUACUCUAUUCGUGAGAAGGAUUUACAGAAACAUUAAAUGUGACUAGCUGCAGCCACAACCGGAAGAUUAAUACCAUAUCCUCCCUACAAAAUUUUGAAACAGACAGAAUGUUAAUCAGGUUGAUAGUUGGAUUGCCGAUAUGAGCUAAUGCUGCUUGUGCAAAUUGUAUGCGAGGGAUGCGCUAGCUUCAUUCUUUUUUUUUUUUUUGUACUUUCCUUUCACAAUUGUUUUCUUUCUGUUUUGGACUUGAGAUUUUAAUUCUUUUUUAGGUUACAUUUGGUCAUCAGCCUUAAUAUACCUAUAGCCUAGUCAAGCAUUAAUCUUCCUCUCGAAAACAUGGUCAGACACCUUUUCUUGUAUGCAUCGCAGCAUAUUAUACUUGGAUUUAUUACAUCCAUUCUGUACUGGAAGUGAUUGCCAUUUUUGUUAUAAUCCUGAUCAUAUUUUUGCAA
Musa acuminata subsp. malaccensis (wild Malaysian banana) is the source of this 2278-nucleotide messenger RNA. RefSeq names its product transmembrane 9 superfamily member 1. Lineage: Eukaryota; Viridiplantae; Streptophyta; Magnoliopsida; Zingiberales; Musaceae. The record is from RefSeq and is a predicted model, not a curated record. Gene Ontology annotation, cellular component: membrane. Gene Ontology annotation, biological process: protein localization to membrane.